Rotaria sp. Silwood1 is the source of this 954-nucleotide messenger RNA. NCBI's taxonomy places the organism in Eukaryota, Metazoa, Rotifera, Eurotatoria, Philodinida, Philodinidae. The record is from the annotation of a GenBank genome assembly.
AUGUGUAUUGUGUACGUUCGAUAUGUUUCAAACAAUGAAGCAAGAACAGAUUAUUAUGGCUUAUUAGAUUUAGAAGGUGACGGAACAUCAAAAAAUAUUGUUAAAAAUCUAAUAAGUUUAUGGAACAAAGAUGAUUUAAGACCACGUCACUCGUGCUGGUUAUCAACUGAUAAUGCAUUCACGUUUACUGGUGCACAUGAAGGUGUAAUUACUCGACUACGUGAUUAUUUAGCAACUGAUUGUUUGGAAGUGAACGCCUGUGUUGCUCAUUCGUUUUCACUUGUAGGUUCUCAAUCAUGUUAUGUUCCUAAAACACAAAAAUCUCAAUCUUUACUAGGUUGUUUACAAGAAACAAUGUUUGAUUGUAAUAUAUCAAAUCUUGAUCGUGAAAACGCAAAAGAUCUACUUAAUACAAUAUUAGAUGAUGAAUUUCUGUUUCUAAUCCACAUGCAUCAUGAUCUUCAUGAAUCUAUUCUCGGUCCAAUCACAAAAGCAAUGCAAAAUGAUCAACUUACGUAUUUCAAUAUGAUGGGAAUGAUAAAAGAAAAAAUGAAUAUUUUAAAAAGUUGGACAUUUCAAUCAUCAUCUGCUAAUGGUGCUUCAUUAUUCGAUUAUAUUGAAUCAACAAAAACUGGCACAUUUGGUGCAUUUGAAAUCAAAUUAGGUGAUCGUCAAAAAUUUUCAAAUGAUUGUCAAGAACAUAUUUCUCGAUUACUUGAAGAAUUAACUAAACGAUUCGCUCCAUCAGUUGUUCAAGAAAAUUUAUCUAUUUUGUUUGAUCCCCAAUAUUUAAUUCAACACAAGAAUGAUAUCAGUUCAACUGGAUAUGGACGAGGUGCAAUUGAUUUUUUACGUAAGAAAUAUAAAAAUUUCGUUGGUUUUGAUUCUACUUCUGUUCGUAAUGAAUGGAAUUCUCUUAAACCUGCAUUAAGUGAUUAUAUAAAUAGUCUUUGA